GCACGCUUAUGUCAGAUGGAUGGUCUGAUAGGAGGCAGACAUUUGAUCAACUUCCUUGUGAAUAGUCCAGAGGGGACAUACUUCUUAGAGUCUGUGGAUGCAUCAAGUGAAGUUCAUGAUGCAUUUAUGCUAGCUGAUUUAUUAGGGAAGAAAAUUGAAGAGAUUGGGAAAGAAAAAGUGGUUCAGGUUAUCACUGAUAAUGGGGCUAACUACAAGGCAGCAGGUAGGAUACUUAUGGAGAGGUUUCCUUCACUUUUUUGGAGCCCAUGCGCUGCACAUUGCUUAGAUCUUAUGCUAGAAGACAUAGGAAACUUGAAGGAAUUUAAGAAGCCCAUUGUACGUGCAAGACGUGUCACAACUUUCAUCUAUAGGCACGGUAGAAUUCUUAAUUUAAUGAGAGAGAAGACAGGUGGGGCAGAUCUUGUGAGAGCUGCAGCCACUAGAUUUGCCACUGCUUUCCUUACUUUGAAAAGUUUGUACAAGCACAAGGAUCCUUUGAAGGCCCUAUUUCUUAGUGAAGAAUGGAAUGGAAACAAGUUGGCAAAAACUGCUGCACGUAAGGAGGCUUGUGAUAUUGUGCUCUCUGUGGAGUUUUGGAAUAAAGUUGAAGAUUGUCUUAGAGCUUCAGCCCCUCUCCUCAUUGUACUUAGAGUGGUUGAUGGUGAUGAGAAACCUGCAAUGCCAGAGGUCGCGGCACUAAUGAAACAUGCAAAAGAGAAGAUCAAGCUAAGCUUUGCUAUUGAUAGCAAGAAAAGCUUACUUAAGAGAAUCAUAGACAUCAUUGAGAAACGAUGGAUGAAACAAAUGGACCAUCCUUUGUAUGGGGCUGCUCUUUAUUUGAAUCCAGGAAAAUUGCAUCCUCUCAUUCGAGAUGAUGAUGAUGCAACUGUUGGCCAACUAAGAGGUUGUUUCCUUGAUGUGCUUGCAAGAAUGGUGGAUGAUGAAGAAACAAGAGCCAAGAUUGAUGCUCAAUCCUUAGACUAUGAAGCUCUUAGAGGAGAGGCCUUCUCAAACAAAAUGGCCAAGAACAACCUGGAGACAAUGAACCCACUUGAUUGGUGGCGUUCAUAUGGUGGGCGUGCUAUUGAGAUUCAAAGGUUUGCUAGGCGUAUUGUUGGUCUUUGCGCUUCAUCAUCGGGUUGUGAGAGAAACUGGAGUAGAUUUGAGUUUGUGAGUAUUGUUGUCUUUGUCUAAUUGUUUAAUUCUUAGCUUGUGUAGGUUUCAAAU
Messenger RNA from Zea mays, 1227 nucleotides. RefSeq lists its product as uncharacterized. Lineage: Eukaryota; Viridiplantae; Streptophyta; Magnoliopsida; Poales; Poaceae. The transcript has 2 exons. Gene Ontology annotation, molecular function: protein dimerization activity. The record is from RefSeq and is a predicted model, not a curated record. Bases 16 to 1194 code for a protein of 392 amino acids.